AUAUAUAUAAGAUUUACGUCUUUAUAUAUUCUCGAGACAAAAUCCAUUGACCAUGACCAUAAGAACAACCACAGUGCAUAAUUUGCAAUAAUGCACAGUAUAGCCAUGUCUCUAAAGCUUCUUGCAGUGCUGUUUUUGCAGGUGGAAAUGGUAGUAGUAGCAAGUGAAGAUUAUAACACCAACUUCAUCUAUAACAAUGGCUUCCAGUCUUCAAACUUGACCCUUGAUGGUAUCGCGGGGAUAACAACCAACGGUCUUUUAAAACUUACAAACGACACAAAACAAGAGAAAGGUCACGCGUUCUAUCCCUAUUCCGUUACUUUUAAGAACACCACUUCCGGUUUCAAUAACGAAGAAGUUUUUUCUUUCUCAACUACUUUUGUUUUCGCAAUACGGUCUCAAUACCCAACUCUGAGUGGCCAUGGGAUUGUUUUCGUGAUUGCGCCGCAGAGAGGGCUUCCGAAUUCUCUACCAAGCCAGUACCUCGGCCUCUUCGACAAGACGAACAAUGGAAACGCAACCAAUCAUGUGUUUGGUGUGGAACUUGACACCAUUCUCAGCACAGAGUUCUCUGAUAUCAACGAUAACCAUGUUGGAAUCGAUAUAAAUGAUUUGAAAUCAGCACAGUCACAACCUGCAGGGUAUUAUAGUAAUUCCGGUUUCAAGAAUUUGAGCCUUAUCAGUGGCUACCCUAUGCAAGUGUGGGUGGAAUACGAUGGUGUGAAGAAGCAAAUUGAUGUUACUUUAGCACCAACCAACGUUGAAAAGCCGAAAAAGCCCUUAUUAUCAUUGACCAAAGAUCUUUCACCGAUUCUAAACAAUACCAUGUAUGUUGGAUUCUCUUCCUCAACCGGUUCAGUUUUAACUUCCCAUUAUGUUCUUGGUUGGAGCUUUAAGAUCAAUGGCCAAGCUCAACCGCUUCUUAUUUCUCAACUCCCAAAGCUUCCAAGGCUAGGUGAAAGAAAGGAAUCAAAGGCUCUCACUAUUGGGGUACCUAUGAUUUCACUCACUGUGGUGUUCGUGGUGAUUCUAGCAGUGAUUUAUUUCAUAAGAAGAAAGAAGAAGUUUUCGGAGUUGGUUGAAGAUUGGGAAAUGGAAUACGGUCCUCACAGGUUUAAGUACAAAGAUCUUUACUUUGCAACAAAGGGGUUCAAGGAGAAGGAACUUUUGGGAAGUGGUGGAUUUGGAAGGGUCUACAAAGGUGUGAUGCCAGCUUCUAAGGUUGAGGUUGCUGUGAAGAGGGUGUCCCAUGAAUCUAGGCAGGGGAUGAGGGAAUUUGUGGCAGAGAUUGUUAGUAUCGGCCGCCUCCGCCACCGCAAUCUGGUUCCUCUCCUCGGAUACUGCCGUCGUAAAGGGGAGUUGCUUCUUGUCUAUGACUACAUGCCCAAGGGAAGCUUAGACAAGUAUCUGUAUAACCAACCAAGAGUCACCCUCAAUUGGAACCAAAGGUUCAUAAUCAUCAAAGGCGUUGCUUCAGGUCUGUUCUAUCUACACGAAGAAUGGGAGCAAGUAGUGGUCCAUAGAGACAUAAAAGCGAGCAAUGUAUUACUAGAUGCAGAAUUGAAUGGCAGGUUAGGUGACUUUGGUCUUGCAAGGUUGUAUGACCAUGGAAGUGAUCCUCAAACCACACAUGUUGUCGGAACACUUGGAUACCUUGCACCUGAGAACACCAGAACCGGUAAGGCCACUACAAUGUCUGACGUAUAUUCUUUCGGCGCAUUUCUUCUUGAAGUUGCCUGUGGAAGGAGGCCAAUAGAGCUAGUAGAUGAAUCUGAGAACUCAAUACUGGUUGAUUGGGUUUAUAGUUGUUGGAAAAAUGGUGAGAUUCUUGAGGCGAAGGAUCCAAAUUUUGGCACAGAUUAUAGAGCAGAAGAGGUUGAACUUGUGUUGAAACUUGGUUUGUUGUGUUCACAUUCUGAGCCCAUGGCUAGGCCAAGCAUGCGGCAAGUUGUUCAGUACUUAGAAGGGGAUUUUCCUCUUCCUGAUUUGCAUUUGCUUAGUUUGUCUUCAACAGGGUUAACAUUUGGGCACUAUGUAGAGGAUUUUCAAGAGUUUCAAUUGUCUUAUCCCUCCUCUUCUACUAGUAAGGCAUUUUCCCGUGAUACUACUACUACUACUACAUCAGUUGCUGCAUCACUUCUCUCUGGUGGUCGUUGAUUUGAUUCAAGGCACAUUAGAUGGACAUGUUCUAUUUCAUUGUAGAGUAUCUUCUUUAUUAUUGUGCCAAAUUUUGAGUAUCAACUGAUCAAGCACUUUCCCAGCAUUUGAGACUGAGAUUGGUUUAUAGCAUUAUAGAGUUAUUGCUUGUUGCAUAUAAAUUUGUCAUCGACUCAUGGGGUUUCUUAUUCUA
Molecule: messenger RNA, 2350 nt
Organism: Arachis duranensis
Lineage: Eukaryota; Viridiplantae; Streptophyta; Magnoliopsida; Fabales; Fabaceae
Product: L-type lectin-domain containing receptor kinase IV.1
Exons: 2
Coding region: 91-2157 (688 amino acids)
Biological process (GO): protein phosphorylation
Cellular component (GO): plasma membrane
Molecular function (GO): protein kinase activity; carbohydrate binding; ATP binding
Source: RefSeq, a predicted model, not a curated record